ACAGCUCAAGAGAGAGAGAAAACACACAGCUUCUAGAGAGAGAGAGAGAGAGACUCCCUGAGUUUUUAUCUUCUCAGGUAUUUCAUCUCUGUAAGUUAGAUAUUUUUUGGCCCUUGAGAAUGAAUUUUCUUUGUUUUUGAACUUUACCAGUCUCGGCUGGUGCUUGAUUGUUUAAAGGGAUUCUGUUUCCUCACUGAUGUUUCAAAGUCGAGAUUGUAGUACAUAUCAUAGGAGCAGAUCAAAUGCCAUCGUUAAAAAUGAAGACCAAGCUAAACAUGGAUUCUUCAAGGGGAAAAAGUCAUCUGAGUGUGUGUCAAAAGUCUAGUAUGAUAUCCAAAAAAUCGGGUUCUCAUAUCACAGUUUCUCGACAAACAGCAGGAUGUGAUGCUUAUAUUGACUAUGUUCAAUCGAGUAUAUACACUUCGGAUAUUGAAAGUUAUGAAGCCAUUAACCAACGAGAAUUUUCAAGUGAAGCAAAUUCUCAGUUUCAAAAGCAUUCAUCAACUUUUCUGGAUUCAGGCACCAUGGAAAGGAUGGAAUUGGCCCUUAACUGUACGUCAAGCUUCGAAACAAUUUUUUCUCCUGCUUUGGAGCCUGUUGAAAUUCAGUAUCUGCCAAAUAAUGAUGAUGAUUCAGGAGGCAACAAAGAUCUUAGCGUGCCAGGGUUGGGUACUGACGACAGUGAUAACAGAAGCUCAUGCUACUAUGAAACAUGCAACAUCUCAGAUUUCUUUAUUUCUGACAUGAUUAUUGCUGGCUUACCAUUUGAUGGGAACACAGCUGAUGACAAUAUCACCGUGACCAAUCCUUUUCCGGAGUAUAAAUGUGCUGAAUCUAGUAUGUUGUUUGAUGUGGCUGAGGAAUGUGUCAUGCUACCUUUUCUUGAAGACACUCCUAAAGUAAGCAAUCCUAAUGAUAUGGUAUCUUGUGAAGAGGACGUGGUAGAUCAAGAUGAUGCUAGCUUGUACCUAGCAAUUAAUCAGAUACGAUCUUGCAAUCAGGAAUCUGACCUUCACACUGAAUUGGACCAAAUAGAAGACUUUGAUCCUCAGUUCUUUAUAAAAAAUUUGCCUGAUCUAUCUGACAUGGAGUCGAAUUUUCACCCAACUUUAUCUCCAAAGGAUUCUUGGAGAAGGAAGUCGAUAACCCUGGUGCUCGAUUUGGAUGAGACUCUGGUCCACUCUACAUUGGAACAUUGUGACGAUGCUGAUUUUACCUUUACUGUGUUUUUCAACUUGAAAGAGCACACUGUAUAUGUAAAACAGAGGCCUUUCCUCCAUGCAUUCUUAGAGAGAGUUGCAGAGAUGUUUGAAGUUGUUAUCUUUACAGCUAGCCAAAGCAUUUAUGCAGCACAGCUUUUGGACAUACUGGAUCCAGAUAAGAAGUUUAUAUCUCGUCGGGUUUACCGUGAGUCUUGCAUUUUCACAGAUGGAAGUUACACAAAAGAUUUGACAGUUUUAGGUGUUGAUCUUGCAAAAGUUGCCAUUAUUGAUAAUUCUCCACAGGUUUUCAGGUUGCAAGUAAAUAAUGGGAUUCCUAUUAAGAGUUGGUUUAGUGAUCCAUCAGAUUGUGCACUAAUUUCAUUACUCCCCUUCUUAGAGACCCUGGUUGAUGCUGAUGAUGUCCGCCCUAUCAUUGCAAGGAGAUUCGGUCGUGUGAGGAACGUCCUAUAUAAUCUGCUAAUGGAAAAAUGUAAGUACGUUGAGUUCCAUUGCUACUGCCUUUCUUAGCUUGUAGGGUAUAACAAUUUGUUAGACCGUGGACUGUUCGGACAGUUCUUGAAUUUCUAAAAGCGAUGUUAACUACAGAUUGGUUGUAUAAUCCCCAUUUCGGUUUGUUAAGAGAUGUAUCAAUUUGUCAAUCUGUUGUAUCCUUUUAAUGCCUGGUCAGCUUCUUUUGCCUUGAAUGCCAAAAGCGUAUAUAUAAUAUGUAAGAGCUCCUCUGUAUUGCUACUAUUUCAUCCUAACAUUCAGUGAGUUGUUAAUUAUGAGUUACUAAUCCUUGGGAAUGCAGUGUUAGUUUUGUUUUA
Molecule: messenger RNA, 2029 nt
Organism: Manihot esculenta (cassava)
Lineage: Eukaryota; Viridiplantae; Streptophyta; Magnoliopsida; Malpighiales; Euphorbiaceae
Product: CTD small phosphatase-like protein 2
Exons: 8
Coding region: 243-1730 (495 amino acids)
Molecular function (GO): phosphoprotein phosphatase activity
Source: RefSeq, a predicted model, not a curated record